Molecule: messenger RNA, 1133 nt
Organism: Coccidioides immitis RS
Lineage: Eukaryota; Fungi; Ascomycota; Eurotiomycetes; Onygenales; Onygenaceae
Exons: 2
Coding region: 264-542 (92 amino acids)
Source: RefSeq, a predicted model, not a curated record
CGAGGACAGAGUUACAACGAGUUUGAAUCACAAAAGCUGCAGAUCCCUCAAGUGCAAUGCUCUCUCGUUCGCCAGCGCCGACGCAUAUUCUGUACAUCCGUCUUAUAUGCGCUGCACCCAAACGAUGAUCGAUGUUUGUGGACCCAUACUCUGGCUCCGCCAUUUGGAGCCUGCCUCCACUAGAACAAGAUUGCCAGAAAAUUUUCAUGUCUCGGCAUUGCCCCGAGGGGAAAAGCUGAGUGACGAUCAUCGGCAGGAGGGGAAUGCACACCAAGUGCUCCACGGUCUCAAACGCCAUCCCGACAGCGCUACGGAGCAUACGCGCCGAACCAACUUUCCUAGCCCACUACUCCCCACUCCGUAGGCGGUUAUGGUGGGCGAAUGAUCCACAGGGACCACAACAUUCUAGAAGAUCAGUUCACCACCUUGAAAGACAGACCGCCCUAAAUAUCCAACAUGUGCUCGCGGUACAUCCAAGACAGGCGAGAUUUCACAUGCAUGGCUCUCCCCGGAUGACACUAGCCACGAUUCUCCAUAUUUAAUCUCCAUAGAAUAACUUUCUUCCUCCCAUCAUUUCGCUAGGUUGGAAGAUGGGGUCUAAAGGAUACAGGAAUCGUGGAGUCAAAAAACAGCAUACCGGCGGCUGGUGUGGAGAUUGCAUGGGUAUGUAAUAGGAUGAGCCAGACACCGAGACGCCAAACUCGUGGGUGCGGGUACCUAUGCUGUCAUCUUUUGAAGAAAGGAUGGGAGAGAGACUCAAAAAUUCUGGGGGAAGAUGGGAUGGUGAUAAAACCCUCCACAGCUCCAGCUUUUCGCAUCGUUUCUUUUUUGUCAGUUUUGUGUUACGUACCUCUCCAGCUGGCUGACUGCUACGGUGGUACUAUUGAGUGACUCGCCAGCUCUGGAAGCCAGUCCUACUCUGUCAUUUCUAUUUUUCAUGUAUUUUGCUACCGAGGAGCAUUGACUGUUUCUGCGAAAAAAAAUCAACGUCCCAUGCUUGUACCAUGGCCGGAGCACCUUACUUUGGGUUUCGUGGAACGAAACUCAACGUCGCGAUCGGUGUGAUUGCUGGCUUGGACUUUUUGUAUGUCAUGUCAAUAAUUCAGUCAACAAUGCUAACUAGCUAAUUUCGA